AUGACGGUGGAUCAUACCAUGCCCGUCCAGUGGUGGAGAGAGCCCUUCGGCAUGUUCCAGACCAACCUGCGCGAAAUCGAUGCCGACAUGGACGUGGACCAGGUCGCCGACUUCAUCCUCCAACACGGCGCCACCGCCUGGCUCACCAGCGUCGGCGGCAUCCUCGCCAACUACCCCACCGACCUCGACUUCCAGAUCAUCAACCCCCUGCUCCACGACCGCCCCGGCCGCGACCUGAUCCAGGACACCCUCGACGCCGCGCGCGCCCGCGGAAUCCGCCUCCUGGGCCGCAUGGACUUCUCCAAGGUGCAGCGCCCCGUCGCCGAAGCUCACCCGGAGUGGCUCUACCUCUCGCCCAACAACACCUGGCAGACCCACACCAACGACCUCGUCUCCGUCUGCCCCUCGGGGGCCUGGUACCAGGAGCGCGUCUUCGACAUCAUGGACGAGGUCAUGUCGCGCUACCCGCUCGACGGCUUCUUCAUCAACUGGGCGGGGUACAACGAGAACGACUACUACCGCAUCUACCACGGCGUGUGCCACUGCGACAGUUGCCGCCGCCGCUGGGCCGACUACACCGGCACUGGCGACGACGCCAAGGACCUGCCCGACGGGCCCUGGAACGGCACGCUGUACGACGAGUGGAAGGUCUUCAGCAACGGCGUCAUCGACGAGUGGACGGCCCGCGUGCGCGACUUCAUCGCCGACCGCCUGCCCCACGCGGCGCUCAUGCUGGGCGAGAGCGCCGACAUUAUGUUCUACGAGGCCAACAACGCCGUCGACCGCGAGGUCUGGCACCACGCCACCUCGGAGACCGCGAGCCGGUUUGUCUCCUUCCGCCCGGACGUGCCCGUCCUUGUCAACUCGGCUUCGUUCCUCGACCACGCGUACCGCCUCACCUCGGAGGAGCCCGAGCACUACGCGCAGUUCCACCUGCAGGCCAUCUCGCGCGGCGCGAACCCUUCGACGUACAUCCUCGGCGUGCCGGGGCGCGUCCCCUGGGACGGCAUGGAGAUGGCGGGGGACAUGAUGCGCUUCCACCGUCGCCACCGUGACGUCUACGCCGGCCUGCGGCCUGUGGCUACGACGGCGCUCGUGCUGCCCGAGGGUCGCCAGAUGGAGGAUGCGCAGUACGACGGGUCGCUGUCCGAGUUUAAGGGUCUUUACAAGGCGUUGCAGGAGCUUCACGUCCCGUUUGACGUGUUGUCGCAGCGCUACAUCCCGGGGACGGCCGAGAACGGCGGGUUGCAGCGGUAUGAGACCAUUGUCGUGCCCAACAUGGGCCGUAUCGCCGACCGGGACGCUCGUAUCUUGGACGAAUGGGUUGCGGGAGGAGGCACCCUCGUCGUGACGGGGGCGAUUGGCGUGGAAGCCGAAGCCGAAGCCGAAGCCGAAGCCGGAGCCGAAGCCGAAAACGACAGCGACAGCGACAACGACAACGGAAGAGAAAGAAACCCAAGACAAAACACCGGCGCAAAGCCACAGCUCGACUCCCUCCCCGUAGCCCACCAAACCAACUUCACAACCGAGUUCCGAGACCUCUGGUCCCUCUACAUGGCGCCCGAGCAGGACGAAACCGGACACCACCGCUACCAAGGCCCCAUCGUCCCCCUGCUGCACACCUACGGGCAGUACGCCUGGAAAGACGGCGCGCAAGGGCGGUGGAAGAAACUCGACUUCGCCCCCUUCGCGCCGCCCGAGUACAUCUACGGCAACGUGCAGGUCGACGAGCGCGGGGCCGGGUUCGCCUCCUUUGGCGACGGAAACGCCGUGCUCUUCACUUUCCCCGUUGGGAGGGGAUACCGCGAGACGGGGCUGAGCUGUUUUCGGACGUAUUUCCGCGUGGUGCUUGACGAGGUGGCUGGCGGGGAGCGGAGGGGGCCUUUUACCUUUGACCUGUCGUCGCAGGUCGAGGUUACCGUGAACAGGAACAGGGAGGGACAGACGGUUGUUCAUUUGAUCAACUUGUCGGGGAUUCGGCAUCAGAACUUUGGGGAGCGGUUGCCCAUCCCUGGUAGCUCCAUCAGGCUUUCCGAGACGGCGAGGGAGGGCGCCAGGGCUCGGACGUUGGUGACGGGGCUUGAGUUGGAGAUGGAGGAGGAUGGGACGGUUCGGGUUCCUGGGUUUGAGCUGUUUGAGGUUGUUGUCUUUGAGGGGAUUUGA
Sodiomyces alkalinus F11 is the source of this 2163-nucleotide messenger RNA. RefSeq lists its product as hypothetical. The transcript has 2 exons. NCBI's taxonomy places the organism in Eukaryota, Fungi, Ascomycota, Sordariomycetes, Glomerellales, Plectosphaerellaceae. Bases 1 to 2163 code for a protein of 720 amino acids. The record is from RefSeq and is a predicted model, not a curated record.